Messenger RNA from Monoraphidium neglectum, 1032 nucleotides. RefSeq lists its product as hypothetical. The record is from RefSeq and is a predicted model, not a curated record. Gene Ontology annotation, biological process: carbohydrate metabolic process. The transcript has 8 exons. Bases 1 to 1032 code for a protein of 343 amino acids. NCBI's taxonomy places the organism in Eukaryota, Viridiplantae, Chlorophyta, Chlorophyceae, Sphaeropleales, Selenastraceae.
AUGGACGCAGUCGAGGGUGCAGCAGUUGGCGCGGCCCGCGAGGCCAUGGACCGCGCGUACGGGCCUUGGACGGGGCCGCAGUGGGCGCCGGCGCACUUUUCCAGGGCUCACAGCCACAAGGGCCGCUACCUGUGGACGGACGCAUUUGGCGUGUGCAAUUACUGCAGCCUCUACCUGGAGACGGGGGACAACAGGUACCUUCGGCAGGCGGAGACCCUGGCAGCUGCGGUGCACAACACCCUCGGGUUCACGCGCAACGGCGCGAGCAGGCUGGGCAACGCCACGGACGACCACCCGACACGCGGCGGCCUGCGCAUUGGCAAGCCCAACGAGAGCGGCCCCGACUGUGACGGGCAGUACCUCCAUUACCUCAAUAAGUGGUGCUUUGCACUGCUGCAGGCGACGGCGGACGAGGGGCGGUACCUGGUGUGGGCGCUAGAGCUGGCUGAUGCCACGUUUGACAGGUUCAUGUGCCUGGAGGCCCCCGGCGGUGCGCGCCGCCUGGCGUGGAAGAUGACCAUUGACCUGUCCCGCCCCCUCGUGUCCAGCAGCGGCAUGCUCGACGCCCUCGACAGCCUGGUCACCUUCCAGCUGCUGGAGGCCGCCGCGGGCCGCGCGCUCGGCGACGAGCGCGGCGGCGCGCCGCGGCUCGACGGCCAGAUCGUCGUGGCCGCGGCACUGGUCGCGCACUGGUGGCGGGGCUUCAAGUCUGACGACCCCCUAGACCUCGGAGAGGCCCUGUGGCUGGCCCACUGGUUCGCCAGCGGCGAUGCGGGGCACCCGCACACGCAUACGCACACGCACGCGGCGGCGCCAGAGUGCGGCGGCGGGGGCGUGUUGCGCGGCAGGGGCCCGGGGCGGGAGCUUGACUUGGACCUGUCAAGCGCGUGUGACCACGUGGCGGCGCGCGCGCUGGAGGGGCUGGAGGGGCUGUGGGGCGAGGGGUACUUUUCGCAGCCGCUGUCGCGGCGGCUGGGCUUCAGGGAGCUGGGGGCGACACUCGGGGUGCAGGUGGCCAAGCCCUCGCUGUGA